AUGCAGGUCCAACCCCCCCUCUCCCCUGACUCUGUGACCGAGCCCGACGUGGAAAUGCUGUCCGAGGAGCCGAUACCUCCGUUGACCCUCCCGGCACACAUCGCUGCGCGAUUCUACCGCCGAAGUAGUAAAGUCAAGCGCUCCUCUGCCACCUCAUCGCGACGAAGCUCCAUAUCAUCUCUACAUUCUCACCAUUCGAACGCGUCCUCCACUGGUGUACCAAGCGCGGAUCACAUUGCCCAACACCUCCGGCGCACCUCUAUUCUUGAAACUCGUAAAGCGCGACUGGCUGACCGGGCGCUACACGCCGACAAGGUCAGGCUGCGUGCUGCCCUUGCGAAGGCUGCGACGAGAAAUCUACAGAUUGAAGAGCGAGCUUUGGCUGCUCAGCAAGCUCGAGAGCGUCUGUUGGCGGAUAUUACGGCCAAGUGCGAGGAUCAGGUUAAGCGGGCCAAGAAGAAGGCCGAGGACCAACGGGAAAAGAAAGCUGCUGAAUACGCACGCCAGAAACUAGAGAUGGCAGAGAAGUUUGUGGAAGCCGAAAAGCGGCGAGCACUUUACCAGCAAACGCAUCGGCGCCAGCGUACUAGUAGCCUACCAGCUUCGGAGGAAAAGAAAAUGGCACGAGUUGUCACCAAGUCUCUCACUCGGGAUACGGCUGCUCGGAAGAUUCAACGAGUGUGGAGAACUCACCAUGCAAAGCAGAUCAUGCAGGAAUUCCGGGCAUUAAACUUGUCUGUUGAUCGGGUUCGUGAAAUGGCGUUUGAGGAUGUUGGGCGUUUCGUCUCAAAUCGUGAGGUACUUGAUACUAUGACCAAAGUACUCAAACUCUGCGGCUUGGGUGAUAUAGAAGGUGGCGCGAUGGGGGAACGAGGUGCGGUGCGCACCUUCCUUAGCAGCUAUCUCAUCGUCACUCAUACGGCUGAGGUCCUAAGUGGGGACGGCGAGCAGGAGCAAGAUCUGAUCUCCAAGGCUCGCGAACUACUCGUGGCAUUUGAUCAGGUUGCCGCAUUGCUGUCUUCGGGCUGCUGCUCGCCUACCGUGAUUACUGCGGACCUUCAGAUUCUAUGUGAAUCUCAUAAUGUAUUCUUCUCGGCCUUCCACGCAUGGAAAUCUCAUGACUCCACGGUGCUGAUUGAGAUCAUGCUUGCCCAGUUUGUCGAACUGGAAAUGAUUUGGCAAACGGUCAAGGGUAAUACAGCUGGCGGCGUUGCCGAGGAUUACCGAGAAGGCAUUCGUCAGAAUCAGAUCCUUCUUCUGGCCCGUCUGAAGCGUCUUGCAGGCUCAGAGCGCGCUAUGCAGAUGGUUCGGGACUCGCUUAAGAAGGCGAAGCGUGAGAGAAAAAGAUCUGCCUCUAAGCAGGCCAUUCCUCGAUCUGCUGAGGUGGCAUCGUCUCCGGGAGAUGUCUUGACAGAGAGUGUCACAUCUCCCAUCAGCGAGUCAUUCAAUAAUGUUGAAGCCGCAGUCCUCCAGGAGCUGGAAAAGCAGCGGUCCUCUCCCCAUGAACAAUUCACCAAGAUCCUUACAGCGCUUCCGGAGAACCGGGUCCUGGUGCAUGAGCUCCUCCUCAACAAGGAAUUCAAGAUUGAAGAAUCUUCGUAUGCUGAUCCCCGAAGGCAGAUUAUGGAGCACAUGUGUGCGCAGAUGAGACAAGAUGUCGAGGCUGGACAAGGAACAGCCUGGACAGUCUCCAUGGCCACUGUGAUUCAAGACCGUCUCCUACGCUCGCUUCGACCUGGCAAUUCUCUGUACGUGCUAAUCAGUGAAGUACUGGAUCCAAAGCUUGUUGAGAGCCAGUGUAAGGCUGGAUCUUUCUCUUAUGAGAAUUUCUUUGAUUUUAUGAAUAACAUCCUACCUCGCCUUUGUGCUCCUUAUCGUGAUCCUGUGGUCAAGGCAUUUGCAGAGGACACUUCAGGGGAUGCCAUUGACCGACUUGCAAGGCUGAUGAGCAUCAUUGAUCUGCUCUCUCUAGAUCACACGAAUUUCAUGAUACAGGUGGCCGCGCCCCAGUUGAUCCAAGAUGCCCCCGGAUAUGAGCAGCGCACGUUUGAAAGAGGGCUCACAGAAGGCUCGAUUACCCUCGGCAAGGUCCGGCGUUUCUGGCGCACGCAUCGAAAGAUUAUUGUCGAUGAAAUGAAGAAGCGAGAUCCCGAGAACAUCCAUGGAGAGCCCCAUCCACCCGCCACUCGAGUAUAUGCACACGGCCUCACAGACCUGGUGUUUAGCAAUGCUACUGUGUCGGAAGAUUUAAUUCCCGAGACUUUGGCGCUGGAUCAUCAACGACUAGAACGUCUGCACGCCAAGGCCUUCCAGAUCGUGGCCACGGCAUCUAUUCUAUUGACUGCCAAGAAUCUAUUGAAGCGUGAUGCCCGCUCUCAAUGGAAGGCGGAGGCCGACCGCAUUCUCUCUUUGGACUUCAAUGAAAUCAGCGCCGACCGUGUGCAGUCUAUCCUUGAAUCCACGCAUCCCAUGCCACCCGCUGCAAGUGCUCAGCUUGCCGCCACAAUUAGACGAGUGCUGGCGCCCGUCGCAACCGCAAGUACUGCGGCUGCACCCCAAGCUGCUGUUCACGUUCACCACGACAAGUCUACUGGCUCAGCUGCAGAGUCUAGCUGUGGAUCUCCUGCCCCCAGCUUCUCAGACCCGGUAGCUCGGUUGAUCCUUUCCCGCCUCCGAAGUCAUGUUCUCUCCCGGUUGAGCGCUACUAGUGCUUCUGAGCGAAUUCGUGCCACGACAACGGCUAGUCAAAGCUUAGCUGGAGCUGGAAUGCCCGAGUUUGUGAGUGAAGUUGGGCAGCUGGUGGAGGAGCUUGAGAAAGUGCGCGAGGUUGAUUGGCUUUGCCACGAAUCAGUCUAUAACCGUCUAUUUGAAGAGAGUGCCUCGCAGUAA
This is a messenger RNA of Penicillium odoratum, 2889 nucleotides long. RefSeq names its product IQ calmodulin-binding motif domain protein. NCBI's taxonomy places the organism in Eukaryota, Fungi, Ascomycota, Eurotiomycetes, Eurotiales, Aspergillaceae. Bases 1 to 2889 code for a protein of 962 amino acids. The transcript has a single exon. The record is from RefSeq and is a predicted model, not a curated record.